Messenger RNA from Paramecium tetraurelia, 1290 nucleotides. RefSeq lists its product as uncharacterized. The record is from RefSeq and is a predicted model, not a curated record. The transcript has 2 exons. NCBI's taxonomy places the organism in Eukaryota, Ciliophora, Oligohymenophorea, Peniculida, Parameciidae.
AUGAUUGUAGAGACAAAAAAAAAGAAAUUAUGUUGCGAAUCGUGUUUGUAAUAGGAUGUCAAAUUUCUACCACCUAGUGAGAUUCAGAAAAACAACAAACUCCAAAAUGAUAAAGCAGUCAAGGAGCUCUAUCAAAAUGGAGUGAAGCACUAUAAAUUAGGGUAUUUUAACUUAGACCCGAUUUCCAUUUAAUAUGAUGGAAAAUACGAAAGGUUGCGUCUAGAUCAUUUUGAAGUUGUGUAAAAACUCCUGUUUCAUUUGAAAUUAAAAGAGAAAUUUUAAAGUAACAUCAAGAAUGUGCUUUUUAAGAUUGAGUAAAAUAUACGAGAUAAUCACAAUUCGUUAAAUUAGCUUUUGCAAUAAGAGGUCCCUUUUAGAGAUUAAUUAGAAAAGGUUCAAAAGUACAAUUAGGCUGUAAUUGCUUUAUGUGUUUCACAAGAAUCAGAUACAUAUUUUGAUGACGAAAAUCAACAGUGUCAAAUUAACUAUUAAAUUGCUAUCAAUGAAUAGGAAAGAACUAUUUCAAGAUUGAAAACACAAGUACAACAUCAAAAUGUGUUAAUACACAAGAUUCAAUAAAGCAUUAAUGAACCUAUGCUUGGAGUGGCUGGUUUAUUGAAUUAAGUUGGCUAAUUUAAAUAGAGAAUAGAGGAACUAAACACGGAAAUUGAGAAUAAAAAUAAUGAAUUAGUCCAAGAGCAAUUCCAACUAUAAACUGUUCACUCCAUUUUGGAUAAGAUAAAGAAUCUCUUAUAGAAAUAUCCUAGUUUAUUUAGAGAAAUUACAGCGAAUAAUAUUAUCAAUAUUAAAGAAUUUUAAUAUGAUUUAGAAUAAUUGUAUUUGUUAUAUAGUCAAGGCAAACAAUAUGAGAAGAAUAUGGCUGCUCUCCAAAAUUAGUAUGACAGUCUGUUCAAGGAACUUUAAGAUGAGAAGAUCAAUUAAUCUAAAAUGGUGAAACAAGAAUCUUACAAUAAAGAUCCAAAAUUAAAGAAAAUAAUAGAAGAUCUGUCUAGAUUGAUCCUAUCAAAAGAUCCAAAUGGGAUGUCAAAUGAAUUAAGAGAUCUGAUCAAAGAUUUAUAUUUGAAGAAUCAUUAGGAUGUGAUUUAAGAUUAAGAAAGAUAAAUCCAACUGCUUAAAAAUUAGGUUAAUCAAAUAGGAAUUGAAUAUGAAAACUUCAGAACUUCUGUUAGACAUUCCGAUAAACCACCCUACUUUGAAGAAGAUUAAUAUACUCAAUCAUUAUAUACAUAAGCCCAGGCCCUUGAAUAAGUGUUAUUAAAAAUUAAAUGA